Molecule: messenger RNA, 1500 nt
Organism: Paramecium sonneborni
Lineage: Eukaryota; Ciliophora; Oligohymenophorea; Peniculida; Parameciidae
Source: the annotation of a GenBank genome assembly
AUGGGGAACAGAAGUUCAAAUAAUUAACAUUAAAAAAUUGGUCAUGAAGCUAAAUGCCCUAAUUGUGAUCGUAAGUUUGGGCCUUCUACCACAUAUAUCGUACUUAAUAGUCAUAUUGACCAUUGUUUAUAACAUUAAUAACCAAUAAAUAAUAUUGGAUUUCAAAUGCCUCAACCUUAAGUUUAAUUAGGAGAUAAUUACAUAUGGGUGAAAUAAAAUAAUCAAUGGAAAAGAGUUUAAUCAUAAGUUAAUGGAGGUUAGAUCUAAGUAACAUUUUCUAUUAAAAAAAAUAUAGAAUUUAAGUGUUCAAGAAAUUAAAAGUAGGUCUUUUCCUGAAAAAUAAAUGUGGUUUAAUCUUUAACUUGAAAAAUAUCGUAUUCCUUGGUAACUAGGAUCUGAUAAGUUGUGUGUCAACAUGAAUGAAUUACUAUAAUCAUCUCUCUUUUCAGCCAAAAGUGUUAAUUUUUAUAAAGAAGUUAAAGUAGUAUUUUAGAACGAUAAAGUUUAAGAUGCAGGUGGCUUAUUAAGAGAAUGGUUAACUUUAAUUUUUAAAGAAAUGUGCAAAGAUAUCUUUACAUUAACUGAAACUAAUGAUGUUACAUAUAAAAUUGCUAAGCAAAGUCCAUAUUUUGAUUUAGUUGGCUUAGCAAUUGCAAAAGCACUUUUUGAAAGAAUGACUAUCUGUGUUGAAUUUGACAGACCCUUAGUUAAAAAAUUACUUGAUUAAGAAAUCUCAUUUCAAGAUAUGUAAUAUUAUGACAAAGGUCUAUUUUUGAGUUGGAAAUAUUUACUUGAAAAUUAAUUUAAUGAAGAUGAAUUAUAAUAAUAUUUUAUCUUAUGUAAGGAUGAUGAAAUAAUUGAAUUAAAAUAAAAUGGAGCUGAUAUUUUAGUCACUAACUAAAACAAAUAAGAAUUUGUAGACUUAAGGUAAAAAUAAUAUUUUAAUAAUUAAGCAUUUAAUACUAUAGUGAAAAAAUGAUUUAAGAAUAGCUUUCUCAAAUUUAAAAUUCAUUAUACAAAUACAUUCCAAAAUAAUAUCUGAAUAUUUUUACAGCUGAAGAAUUUGAAAUGAUACUUUAUGGUGUUUCGGUUGUUGAUUUAGAUGAGUGGAAAUAACAUACGAUAUACAAAACACCAUAUUCUGAGAAUUCCCAAUAAAUUCAAUGGUUUUGGAAAAUAUUGUCUGAGUUCGAUUAAGAUUAAUUAAAAAAAUUUUUACAUUAUUGCACUGGUUCAUAUAGAAUUCCAGUUAAGUAUUUAAUUUAUCUUUGAAUUUUAUAGUGGUUUUAGUAAAUUAGAGUCAAAUAGAGGAAUGUAUUCAAAGUUUUAAAUAGUUCCUAUUGAUUAUAAAAAUACUAACUCUUUUCCAAUAGCUCACACUUGUUUCAAUAGACUUGAACUUCCUAAAUAUACAAGCGAAGAAAUGAUGAGAAAAUAUUUGAGAUCAAUAGUUCUUAAUGAUCUCGAAGGUGUUUUUGGUAUGGAAUGAAUAUAAAAAUA